AGUCAAAACAAAAUCAAAGAAUGAGUCGAUAGAAACUUUUAGUGAUUAUUUUAAAAUUUAUUUUAAUCUUAAAGGGAUUGAAUCAAUAAUUUAGAUACAUCAAAUUACCUUUUAGAAUUAAAUUUGCUUAUCAAGCAAAACUACAAUUUCAUCAAUCUUCACACCUCUUAUAAUAACUAAUGGAGUUUUCUAUUGGUUUAUAACCAAAAAAAGGUUUUGUUUACUAUAUCUGUGACAGCUAUGGUCGUUUGUAACCAUAAUCACUUAUGGUUGCUGAUAUUACUAGCUACUAAAUUUAUAGAUCAAUCUUCAUCUGGAAAAUGUCCAAGAGUAGCUGGAGGAGAUCAAGUGAGAUCCAAGGAAGCACCUUACGUGGCUUUGUCCCUACAUCCUGAGAUCCGUUGCACGGCAGUGAUAGUAUCAGAGGAGUGGGUGCUUGGAGCUGCUCACUGCUACUUCAACCACGACACAGAGGUGUCUCCUCGCGACAUCAACAUUGUGACAGGCAUCGUGGACCUCAACAACCAGACCGAUCUCAUUCACAGACAAGAGCGGAGGGCAUCCCGGAUCAUUGUGCACUCUCAGUUCAAAGAAAAGAAACUGGGCCAAAACGACGUAGCUCUGGUCCAACUAGAAACCCCUCUCCACUUCGACAACCAUACCCAGGCCAUCCCACUGAGUGAGGCCCCCUUCCCCCGCCACCAAUGGAAGCUGUGCACUGUGGUGGGGUGGGACACUGAGGAGAAUGUGACAGCCACCCAUCUGGUGAAGCUGGACGUGAGCGCGAGUCACUCGAGGGACGCAUGCCAUGGCUUGAGCGACGCACAGCUUGCUUCACUCAUCUGUGUGCCCGAACAGGUGAACGGGGGAGGCUUGUGUGACGGCGAUUCUGGGGGGCCGUUGGUCUGUGAUGGGAAACUAGUGGGCAUAUCGCACCAGGUGUACAAAGAGAUCUUCUCAGACAAGGACAGCCUGAGAUGA
Nilaparvata lugens (brown planthopper) is the source of this 981-nucleotide messenger RNA. Its product is annotated as transmembrane protease serine 3-like. NCBI's taxonomy places the organism in Eukaryota, Metazoa, Arthropoda, Insecta, Hemiptera, Delphacidae. The record is from RefSeq and is a predicted model, not a curated record. Gene Ontology annotation, biological process: proteolysis. Gene Ontology annotation, molecular function: serine-type endopeptidase activity.